AGUCCUUGAUGACGAUAAUUUCUCAAGCAAACAGGUAAACAACUAUAUAAUCACUAUGGCACUAGGUGGACCAGCAGCAGGCGGACCACUCACACCGACUGAGCACUACGUGGCGGAGGUUCAAUCACACGAUUUCUUCCAGCUUUAGAAGAUGGAGGUGUCACUGAUAGAUACGAAGCCCUCGCACCUGGUGGUGGUGCUCCUGGUGCUGACGGCACUGCAGCACUGCGUGGCGCAGGAUGAGACUCCGACAUUCAGCAACUGCUACGGGCGGCAGUGUGAAGUUGGAGAGUUUUGUAGUCAAAGUGAACCUUUCCACGGCUGUCGCUUGUGUACCGAGGUGUCUGUCUGGUGCACGCAAAAUAUCAGUCAUGUCAGAGAGAAGUUCUCUACCUGUCUGACUGUUUGUGAACUUUUACUUGCAAAACGUGACAUCAAGACUAUGCAAAGUGAGGAUGGGAGAGAUGAAAGAGAGCAUAAGACACCUCGAAUAUACAAGGUUGGCAAAUAAAAUCAAAAUCCGCUUUUAAGGACAAUUAAACUAUUUGUUUUUGGGUGUCGAAUAUCUUAUCCUCGUCUUCGCCUUACAGCAAAGAGCAUGCUAAAACUGUCAACUGUGUGUUACUGGGUGGAUGGGUAGGGGAGUGCUGAUCCUGGCACCACGGGUUAUUGUGUGGAAAGACCUACUAGCUUGUCAAACGUUUAGAUAUGAUUAUCUAUAAUCUCACAUCGGAAAUUCCCGCAGUGCAUAAUGAUGCGUUAAGCGACUCGCCCUGUAUCCGGAUG
Messenger RNA from Pomacea canaliculata, 786 nucleotides. RefSeq lists its product as uncharacterized. NCBI's taxonomy places the organism in Eukaryota, Metazoa, Mollusca, Gastropoda, Architaenioglossa, Ampullariidae. The transcript is spliced from 3 exons. The record is from RefSeq and is a predicted model, not a curated record. The coding region runs from base 152 to 511 and encodes 119 amino acids.